GCCUCGGGGAGGUGGCGCGGCCGGCGGCGAACGGGGGGGAGGCGGGAGGGGGGCUCGGCUCCCGGCAGCGGCGGCGGCGCCCGGACACCGCUCCAGGGCGGAGGAGGGGAAGGAGAAAGGGGCAGAGGAACCGGCCCCGGCCCCGCGGAGCCCCGGCGCUGCUGGCUUCCUUAAGCCAGACUUAAUAUUGAUAGAAUGAAAAAGUUUAAGAGGAGACUUUCCUUAACCUUGCGUGGAAGCCAGACCAUUGAUGAAUCAUUGUCUGAGCUAGCAGAGCAAAUGACAAUUGAAGAGAACAGCAGCAAAGAUAAUGGUGUGAGUAAUAAUGGAAGGAUCAGCUACAAUAAAGUGCAACCAAUUGUGAAGAAUGGCAGGCCUCCAACGUCUCACAGCAUGCACUCAUUUCUCCACCAAUACACAGGAUCUUUCAAGAAGCCCCCUUUACGGAGACCACAUAGCGUCAUAGGGGGCAGCCUCGGCUCUUUCAUGGCAAUGCCCAGAAAUGGGAGCAGAUUAGAUAUUGUUCAUGAAAAUCUGAAAAUGGGGUCAGAUGGUGAAAGUGACCAAGCUUCUGGAACAUCAUCUGAUGAAGUUCAGUCUCCCACAGGUGUUUGUCUCAGAAACCGGAUACACAGACGAAUCUCAAUGGAGGAUUUGAACAAGCGUUUGUCCCUGCCUGCUGAUAUCAGGAUACCUGAUGGCUAUCUUGAAAAGCUGCAGAUUAACAGCCCGCCAUUCGAUCAGCCCAUGAGCCGACGUUCUCGUAGAGCUUCACUAUCCGAAAUUGGAUUUGGAAAAAUGGAAACCUAUAUCAAGUUAGAAAAGCUUGGAGAGGGUACUUAUGCAACAGUUUAUAAGGGGAGAAGUAAGUUGACAGAGAACCUGGUAGCUCUGAAAGAAAUUCGCCUGGAACAUGAAGAGGGAGCACCGUGUACAGCUAUAAGAGAAGUGUCAUUAUUAAAAGAUCUGAAGCAUGCGAAUAUCGUUACGUUACAUGAUAUUGUUCACACAGACAAGUCUUUGACUCUUGUUUUUGAAUAUCUGGACAAGGAUCUGAAGCAGUACAUGGAUGACUGUGGUAACAUCAUGAGUAUGCACAAUGUAAAGCUGUUUUUAUACCAGAUUCUUCGUGGUUUGGCUUACUGUCAUAGAAGAAAGGUGUUGCAUCGAGAUCUGAAGCCACAAAAUCUACUAAUUAAUGAGAAAGGAGAACUGAAGCUAGCAGACUUUGGAUUGGCUAGAGCGAAGUCUGUUCCUACGAAGACUUAUUCCAAUGAAGUUGUCACGUUAUGGUACAGACCACCUGAUGUUCUCCUUGGAUCUUCAGAAUAUUCAACUCAAAUAGACAUGUGGGGCGUUGGAUGCAUAUUUUUUGAAAUGGCAUCAGGAAGGCCUCUCUUCCCUGGUUCAACUGUUGAAGAUGAGCUGCACUUAAUUUUCAGGCUUCUAGGAACCCCAUGUCAAGAAACAUGGCCAGGUAUUUCUUCCAGUGAUGAAUUUAGAAACUACAACUUCCCUAAAUAUAAACCACAACCCCUAAUCAACCAUGCACCAAGGCUAGACACGGAAGGAAUUGAAUUGAUAGCGAAGUUCCUUCAAUAUGAAUCAAAGAAGAGAAUUUCAGCAGAAGAGGCCAUGAAACAUGCAUACUUCAGAAGUCUUGGAACAAGAAUACAUACUUUGCCUGAAAGUGUUUCUAUAUUCAGUCUAAAAGAGAUUCAGCUGCAAAAAGACCCUGGCUUUCGAAAUUCCACUUACCCAGAGACAGGACAUGGGAAGAACAGAAGGCAGAGCAUGCUUUUUUAAAGUGGGCGGUGCAGAGUCAAGCCCAAGCCUAUCCUAUCAAUCAAGGACUUGGAUCUGAAGGCAGUGCUCUCUUUUGGUGGACUUGGAAUCGCAGUUUGUCUACACUGUCCUCUUCACAGUGGAGUCUUUUUAUUUCCAACCUGCAGAUUAUGUUUUUAUAUUUGUUGUCACAGUGUGACAAUUUUUUGUACAGUUGGUUUUAAGGUCUCCUCUGCCACUAGAGCCAGUAGGUUACAGCUGUUGAUGUAACUGUAGCUGCAAUUUUUGUGCAGGACUGAGAAACACAGUGCAUUAUUUAUUGCGGAAUCAUUGCUGCUAAAUAACUACUGUCUGUAUAGUUAACACAACAGUUCCAUGCCUGAAGAAGUUGCAAUGGCUUUAUAAUAUGUGAAUGCAUCUGUUUCUCUUCAUAAAACGUUCUAUUGCUGCAGGUUUUUUUGUAUUUCUUAAACUGCAGUGUUUCCUGGAAUGUAAACAUAGCUUUGCUUGGCUAUAGGUGAACCAUCUUUAAUGCUCUAAGUUCAUGGCACUUAAUUCCUUAUUUAACAUUGGAAGUAUGUGUUGAAAUAGUUGAAAAAUUAUAAUGCAUAUUAUGUUUUUGAAAAGCACAUGGUGUGAAAGUUGAUUCAAACAAGUGAAAAGUAAUUAUUAUUUGCUCUCAGAUCCUAUAUUAGUUAUUGAUAAAUUAGAGCAUGGAGACUGGAUAAUAAAUUUUGUCAGGCUCACUCCAGCAUAAGAUAUUUGCACAUUGUUGUGCAUAUGGGACCUGACAGAAGCAAUGACUUUUUUUACCUUGUUUUUAACUUAGAAAUACAAAUAGUAAAAAAAAAAAAAAAAAAAAAAAAAAAAAGAAGAAAAAAAAAGAUUCAUAUAUGUUGGACCCUGGCUUAAUUUUGAAAUUUUGGAUCUUUUCAUUACAGAGAAACAGGACGACUAAUUACAAGAACAUGGGAAUAAUGUCACACUUUUCCCACCCUGUUGCUCUCCCAUUUGUGCAUUAUUCACUUGAAAUCAACUGGAAAGAUGCAAGUUUGUACUUGAUAAGAACUCACUAUACUACAGAACUUUUAAAAUGGGAACUUAGAGAGUUUCUCAGAUCUUAGACGUUAUCUGUUUACCAGAGAUAGUAAACAUGUUACUACUAUGCUUAUGCAUCUCAGUGAGUAUCAUAAGUACACCCUUGGUGAUGGUUACAGUAUUUUUAAGCAUUUGUGUUCACCUUUAUGAACCUAUUUGUUUAGUGCAUCUUAAAGAGACUGUAAAUCUUUAUUGGUAUAUUUUGAAAUGGUCAUGUAAAUCUUUGGCUGGUAUAUCAUGGAAAUAGUCAUAGGUAACUUAAUUUUUCCUGACAUUCACUGUAAAACAUUCAGGGGUCCUACCAUUUCUGUUCAGGAAAUCUUGUAGUUUAUUGUUAUUUAACAGUAUUAAGUGAAUUUUUGUAUAUUUCAUUUUAACUUUAUUUGUGAAUAGUGAUUGUGGCAUGUUUGGGGGUGUUUUAUUAAUAUUUCAUUGAUACUGGUAAAUUUGAAUUGGGAUUUUUUUUUUAUUAUUUUCUGGAAGAGAGAAGUUAAUGUGUAAUGGUGACUAUUGGACCACUACUGCUUUUCAGCAUUUGUAAACCGGUUUUACGUUAAAUCUUGUAGACCUAACAAACUGCUGUUAUUUCUAACUGACCGACCUGUAUUAAUAUUGUACUUUUGAAAGUAUAAAUAUUAUGUGGAA
Cygnus atratus (black swan) is the source of this 3528-nucleotide messenger RNA. RefSeq names its product cyclin dependent kinase 17 (gene CDK17). Gene Ontology annotation, biological process: protein phosphorylation. Lineage: Eukaryota; Metazoa; Chordata; Aves; Anseriformes; Anatidae. Gene Ontology annotation, molecular function: ATP binding; protein kinase activity. The transcript is spliced from 18 exons. The record is from RefSeq and is a predicted model, not a curated record. The coding region runs from base 196 to 1806 and encodes 536 amino acids. Gene Ontology annotation, cellular component: nucleus; cytoplasm.